Molecule: messenger RNA, 2883 nt
Organism: Sclerotinia borealis F-4128
Lineage: Eukaryota; Fungi; Ascomycota; Leotiomycetes; Helotiales; Sclerotiniaceae
Source: the annotation of a GenBank genome assembly
AUGCCUUCUCUUACUUCCCUCUUGAAGCAUCGAAACGAAAGUCAAAAUGACAACCGCAUGAGCUUGAGUUUGAGCGUGACGCCGGAGAAGGUACAAAGCAGAAAGCGCAACUUCCUCCGCAACCUUCUCAAAAUUUCUAGCUUCUCUCGAGAUAAGCCGGGGAAAGAGCAGACUCUGACAGUUCCAACCCCAACUUCCCCAAAUACACCCGCAAGUCCCAUGUCGAAUCACAACAAACCUCUUCCGCCGCCACCGCCUUCAAUCAAGGAGUCUGCAUCCACUGCAGCAAUACUUUCGAGGCCUUCUAAGAAGCUCGAUAGGAUAAUAUCACCUCUCACUGAUCAAGAGCUACACGAGCUAUUCUCCGGGGCUCCUCAGUUCUAUGCACGGUCUGAAGGGCACCAUGCUGGUGCACCGCAUCCUUUAGUGGCUUUCCCUUGGGAUUCGAGUGUGCAGAUACGAGAUUUAUCUGAUCAUGUGCAAAUACAAGAAGAAGCAUGGGGGUGUGCCACAGCGUGGCCGCAUAUUACAAGAGAAACUCCGAUAAGCUUGGAACGUGUGAAGGAUACUGGAAAACGGCGUGCCUAUUUUAUGCCACGAUAUCGCGAACGACCGAACAUGCUCAGUAUGCAAGGUAUUGAAAGAGGAACUGUUGGAUAUCAAGCGGCUUUGGAGCUAGGUGUAGCGGAUGCGCUACAAGAACUCGAAGAGACAUUGCCCGAUUCUGGUCCCUAUUCACUCUUCGAUCGGCGUAGGAAAUUCUUGAAUGGCAAGCAUGGAAUAAGACCUCUCGAUAAGUCUGCGGUUUACGAACACCUCACGAAUAUUGGUGUAUCAUAUAAUGAAGAUCAGAUGCAUAGGCGGCCCACAGUGGAGUUAUAUUCGGAGUUGUUCACACAGAUCUUGUUUCCUCCUUCGAGGGUUACCGAUGCAGAUGAUCCUUAUAGCUUGCAGGUCCAAAUUGAGGUCCUCGUGAAGGUUCUCGCGGAGCCUUAUAUUUGGGUCGAUUUUAGCUUUGUUGAGUGGAGAAUUCGUCUUGGGCAGAUGCUAUGGGGACAACCGCUCGAGACCGAUCUGGCGGAUGAUAUCUCUACCAAUAGUGAGACUGCGCAUGAUUCUGGAGACCAGAAAUAUUGGCUGUUACUGCAAAUACUGCUUUCGUGUGAAUUGUUAGUGCGACUCGAUACGGUGUCUCAGAAUAUUGAUAACGGCCUAGAGCCCGCCAGACCUGCUGAUGUCAAGAAGCUCGAAAAGAGUAUGACGCCUAGUGUUAAAUGGUCACUUAUCUUAGCGCGAUCCUGGCUCGAGAAUAUCCGCAUUGAACAGAGUGUGUCCGAAGUUAUUCCAGAGAGGAAACCUUCUGGGUGGCUGGCAACUUUGACUGGUGCAUCAACUUCUAUGGCGGACAACGCACGAAACAAAAGUGUUCAGACAUAUCAGUUCCGAGGCCGACAUGAAGUUCGACAAUUAGCCGGGCUAAUACACUUUGCUCGGAAGUUGAGCUGGCCUCAUCUAGAUAAACUGACCGCAAAGGUAUCAGCUAAUGAUGUAGUAAUGACUGAUAGUUCCCAGAAUACCACUGCUUCUGGAACCCCGAUGUCAGUUUCUACCCAAAAAUCCUCCUACUUUAUGAGCCAACGGCCUAUGGAACUCCGACGAGGCUCAUCAAGAUCAGAAAUAAUGUCUGCGCUGAUAAAUUCCUCGGGCUGGCUGUCAAACUCUUACAUCAGUGGCUUGAUGUUACCUGGUGAAGGGCUAGGCCAUUUUUUGAUCUCGACAUUACUCGAAAAUGAUGAUGCUGCAGUCGCGAAACUGGGAGAUGAGGCUAACUUGUACGGCGGUUUUGUUUUCAUCGAAAGAAGCUUUUGGAGCACGGCUUGUAUAAUUGGUCGAGUUUUAGCCGCUGGUAUAAACUCGUCUGAGUGCAUGGGAUGGAUAUCAUCGGAUGUCAAACCUAGAGGCAUUUCUGCUGCAACCAGAGAAACUCCCAGAAUUUUGCAAAAGACUGCCAUCGAGAGAGAUGGAAGUGUCAUAGGUGGGGCGGAUCCUUCAUCAAUACUCCCAGGUGAUUUUGUUGCCGUUUAUGAUGCCCCAACCUUGAACCCCCCAUCAAUAAUUUUCGAGUCACUGGAUCUUUUUGCUGUCGACUCCGAUGAGGCGACUCCUACUGAAGAGGAGCCAGUCACACAAACAGACAUGAUUACAGCGCCAAGCAUCAAAACGUACUCUGCAAUGAUGAGAUUUCUAAUGGAUCUUGACGGGGAUGACAAAAAAGAAAUCAACGUUGCUCUCACCCAUGACGUGCAUUUUGUCGCUGCUCAUCCAUGUGUUAAACCUCACAGCAUUGAGGUCCUUAAGUCUUCCACAAGUCCAUUAUUUCAAUCGAAAGACGGUGAUGAGGGUGACCCACUUCCGAAUCCUGAUAUGGGCCACCCUCUCCACAAAGCUUUCACCUACACCAUCAUACCACUUCACCACAUCCUCAUGUCACCCGCCUCUAAAUCUCUUUCCUCUCUACUUCUAUCACCACCUCUAUCACCAAUUGAAGGUUCUUCGCCCAUCCAGUCUAGCACCCAUACUACCACGAGUAAUAUCCCAAAGGUUCUGGUAAUUGACUGUACAAAUACGGUGGUACUACCACCAUCACCUCCUGAUGAUGCGGAUAUAGAUGAAGUGGACGGUGUGAAGAGUGACAAAGAAGUUAGCAGGGAGACUCGAAGUGGAAACAAACGAGAAUUUGGCAGCGAUACAGAAAUGCUGGCAAGAGCCUUAUGUGCAGAAAGGGGGUGGAAUGCUUUGAUUAGUAGGAGAGGGAGAGGAUGUCUAGCUUGUGCGGUUAGAGAGGCGGGUGCGUUGGGAUGGAGGAUUGUGUUAAGGGUUUAG